Messenger RNA from Exophiala xenobiotica, 1698 nucleotides. RefSeq lists its product as uncharacterized. Gene Ontology annotation, molecular function: DNA-binding transcription factor activity, RNA polymerase II-specific; RNA polymerase II cis-regulatory region sequence-specific DNA binding; protein dimerization activity. The coding region runs from base 406 to 1032 and encodes 208 amino acids. The transcript has 5 exons. Gene Ontology annotation, biological process: positive regulation of transcription by RNA polymerase II. NCBI's taxonomy places the organism in Eukaryota, Fungi, Ascomycota, Eurotiomycetes, Chaetothyriales, Herpotrichiellaceae. The record is from RefSeq and is a predicted model, not a curated record.
CGAGACUGGGUGACUGGCUUCUCCGUUUCCUCUGUCCCUCCCCCCUCAUCAAACCAAACCCUUUCCACCUCAUGUGCCCCGGCCUUCCCAGAACACUCUCCAUUCACCAAUCCAGCCCAUACAGAAAGAGGUUACUUCUUUUGUAUCCCAAACCCACUUCUAUCCUUUUGCAGCUUGAUUGUUGCACAUCCCUCUUCAUCCACAAAGCUUGAUCGCUCUACAUUCACCUGCCAGUUCCCCGGAUUUCCUGGCCGAGUUCGUCCGUGCCUGCGAUCGCGCUCGCUCUCUGCACCUGCCCGCAUUCGGCCGCAUUGCCAAUCAUUGCCUACACAAAAUAAAGAGAAUUCGCGUUUCUCAAAAAGGUAGAACUUGAUCAGAACUCGACCUAUUCCAUAAAAGUACGCCAUGGCCGAUAUCACCGAUCCCUCUGCAGGUCUUGAUCAGCCCUCACCUGGCGAUGAAUUGACCGGCAACGGCGUCGACCCUCGAGGCACUAAACGUCCAAGAACCUCCAUGGCAGGAGAUGACGAUGAUGACGAUGAUGAAAAGGGAGGAAGAGAAAGAAGAAAGAUCGAGAUCAAGUUCAUCCAAGACAAAUCGCGUCGUCACAUCACAUUCUCGAAGCGGAAGGCGGGUAUCAUGAAGAAGGCGUAUGAACUUUCUGUCCUCACUGGAACCCAAGUUCUCCUGUUGGUCGUUUCUGAAACCGGUCUUGUCUACACUUUCACGACUCCCAAGCUCCAACCUCUCGUCACCAAGGCCGAAGGCAAGAAUUUGAUCCAAGCAUGCUUGAACGCCCCCGAACCAUCAGGCAACGAGAAUGGUGUUGAUGCCGCUGAUGAUGUCGCAUCGCCCGAUGAUGUUCCCCCUAUGCCUGCUGCAGCUACUGGCAUGCCGCGACCUCCCACCCACGGCGGAUACAUGACUCAAGAGCAACAACAGCAAGCCAUGUACUAUCAACAACUUCAGCAACAAAAUCAGAGUGGUCAGUAUGCGGGUAUGCCUCAGAUGCCUCAACAUCAGCGCGCAUGAUUGACUUCACUACCUCCUCACGUUAAUGAUACCCACAACGUGCCAAUUCUGCUCUAAUACGCUUCGCGACUCAACCGACUAUUUUGAUCUGUCCUGGUCGGUGGUCAUCUGAAGAGCGUGUGAAGCAGCUUUGCGGCAUAGCAAAGUGCCACUCCUCUCAGGCAGAUGGCGUUCUGGGAAUUUAUGCAACAAUGAUCAUCAAGCUUGGGGUCUGAAACAUAUCUUGCGCUUGAAAUUGAAUCUUGUUUUCAGGCGGGGUACUGCUCAUUUGUCUUCCUGUGUCAUCCAUGGAUAACAAGUCUGACAAGGGCAGUGUAAGGCACAGAGGCCAGCAGUCCGACUGUAAGUGUGGCAGACAUCAUCGCCUCAUGUCUUCCGUCAAAUAGACACCGAAAACACCGAAGGAUAUUCAAAUUCUACUCUACUUCCAUACGUGUUAUCGAGUGUGUUUCUCGUCUUGACCGAUGUUCCAGAUUGAAGCUCUCUCGGUCUCUGAUACACUCACAACUUACUCGGCACCCAUCUCGGAGAUCUCUUUUCCACGAAAGCUUUGACACCUUCACGUAUGUUCUCGCCCUCGUUUAACCUCCUCUGAUACACUUCGUUCGUGGUUUGUGUGCCAUGCUCUGCGCUGCCGUCCUCCCAGCCAGCAAUGAUCCCGGCGCG